AUUUGUACAAGUACUUGGAUACCGGUGCCUCCUCUAAUUUUCCAGAUGCACCCCUGACAUUCAGAUCUGGGGUCUCGGUUAAAGCCUCGUUUGUGGAGUGACAUGUCAGCCACACGCGUGAGCCGUGGCGUGACGAAACACCCAAAACUCGCGCUCCCACAACGCAAAUCAUGGAUACCCGACGUUUCUAUAUGCCCUACAUUGCAAAUGCCGGUACCUAGGCACAUCAUAAGCCAAAAACCGCAAAUAAAAGGGCUCGCUGGAAACCUCCCUCCCGCACGCCCGCGUAUUGAAAUCGUCCUGGUUUGGCACCACCCACCCUCCUACGCUACCAUCAUAUGAAGUGGUACUGGAAUAGACUCGGUCUAGUCCUCGUAUUCUCCAUCCUUGCAGCUCUCCUGUCCAUGCUCGCUGGCCGUUUCCGGAUGCCGUCGUCGAUCCCUCAAACCCCCCCAGCUGCCGCCGCGCCCGCCGUGCCUUUCCGGGUCAUUGUCGUUGGCUCGGGCCUCGCGGGCCUGAGCGCCUCUUCCGAGCUCGUCGCCCGGGGCGUUGCCGUCCACAUUCUCGAGCGCCAGCCGAAGCCCGGCGGGAACUCGAUCAAGGCCUCGAGUGGCAUCAAUGGCGUCCCGACCCGGUUCCAAGCCCCCGGGUCAGACACCGUGGCGGAGUUCUACAACGACACGCUGAGGUCGGCGGGCGCGAGUUUCCGGGCCUCCAAGACGGAGGCGAGGCAGAAGCUGAUUGCCGAGCUCACUGAUUCCUCCGCGUCGGCGAUCAAUUGGCUCGUCGACGAAAAGGGGGUUGAUUUGUCUCGCGUCGCACAGCUGGGCGGCCAUAGCCAUCCUCGAACGCAUCGAGGGGCCGGCCCGACCCCGCCCGGAGCCAGCAUUGUCUUGACGCUGCUGAAACAGCUCCAAGCGAGCCCUCUUGUGACUCUUCAAACCGGCGCGACCGUCACCAAGAUUCUGAAGUCGGACGGGGAGGUUGUGGGCGUGCAAGUCUCCCGCGACGGCACGCCGGAGACCGUCGACGGGCCGGUGGUAUUCACGGCUGGCGGGUUCGCAGGCGACUCGACAGGUCUUCUGGCCCAGUAUCGACCGGAUCUCGAGGGGUUUCCGUCCACCAACGAAGCGCUUCCGGGAUCUCAGACCUUGUUGACCGAUGUUGGCGCGCACCUGGUCGACAUGGAACAGGUCCAGGUCCACCCGACGGGAUUCGUGGAUCCCAAGGAGCCGUUCAAGCGGACCAAGUUCCUGGCAGCCGAAAUGUUGAGGGGCGAAGGUGGCAUCCUCCUCAGACAGGGCCAGAGGUUCAUCAAUGAGUUGAAACUGAGGAAGAAUGUCACAGAUGCCAUCAUGGCACAGCCUCCCAAAGACGUCCAGCCGACCAAGCAGUGGGACAUCCAGAUCUUGUUGGACGAGGCCACGUAUGAGGCCGCAAAGGCACACGUCGACUUCUACAUCUGGAAGGGACUGAUGCGGAAGACAACAGUAUCAGAGCUGGCGCAUUCAGAUCUGGUUCUGGAGACUCUGAAGCAAUAUGCGGCAACUGUCCAAGGCACAGACCCCGAUCCACUGGGUCGAUCGGCAUUCGGACACUGGGGACUCCAGGAUCCGACGCCGGAAUCAACGGUCUAUGUCGGCACCGUCACUCCGGUCGUGCACUAUACCAUGGGAGGAGCCAUAUUCUCGCCCCAGGCGGAAGUUCUGGAUGGCAGCGGAAAGCCUAUCAAGGGGUUGUGGGCGGCUGGAGAGUCCACAGGCGGCAUCCACGGAGAGAAUCGACUGGGUGGAAGCAGUCUACUGGAAUGCGUCGUGUUUGGGCGUAUUGCAGGUCAAAACGCUGCCAAGGCGAGGUAAUUAACACCCAGCUCACCCCUCUUUGGUCUGUUCUACCACAAGCGCUUUUGGGAGUCAAAAGCGCUGUCGAGCCAAACAGGGCCCUAGACUAGAUACAAGGGCUGAUGGCUGAAUGGACUCGGCUAUCGAGGGGCACGAGCUUAGGGAGCAUAGAACACGGAAGAGAAGACUCAAACCGAGCUACGCCUAGAGCUAAAGGAAUGGGAGAGACAGUGAGAGUGGGAGCGGAAGAGAGGGCACAGAAUGCGGGCUUCGACACCAUCUAGCAAGGAAUUGGGGGGCGAUAUGCAAAGGCUGGUGACUGCAGAUUUGGGCUCCCAUGGGGCCUUUCUAAGGACCCUAGUCCCCCAAUCGGUCCUCGGCCAAAUCUGCUACUGAAGCUUCUCAAGACUGCGAAGAACUUGUAACCUAGUUUUGGCCGUGGAAUCUUCUGUUCUUUGGGAUCAUACUGGGCAGUAGAUUACAGAGCUUCCCGAAACGUUUCUACCCUGCGGACCCAAUACCGUGUCGCCUACGCAAAGCGUCUGGUGCUAUGGAAAACCCCCUGCCCCCAUAUGUACGCAGUACUGCAACGAGACGUGUGAGUGGCAAUUCCCCAAGCC
Molecule: messenger RNA, 2461 nt
Organism: Cladophialophora immunda
Lineage: Eukaryota; Fungi; Ascomycota; Eurotiomycetes; Chaetothyriales; Herpotrichiellaceae
Exons: 1
Coding region: 339-1859 (506 amino acids)
Molecular function (GO): FMN binding; oxidoreductase activity
Source: RefSeq, a predicted model, not a curated record